AUGGUAUAUCUCAAUUGUGAUGACAAGCUAUAUAACAAAACGAAGCUGUAUUCCCCAGUUGGUGAUUCUACUUUGGGUAGUGUGCAUGGAGUACCUUUGAAUUAUUUUGAUCCCCCCUGGGGGGGUCCGAAUGAGAAUCUUCUUCAUACACUCCACGAGCAGAGAGAGAAUAGUGAAGCACCCACGACCGCUGAAAGGAAAAGUAACGCCGACCAUGACAGCCACCUGAAUGACAAAUAUUUUAGUCAGUCCAAAAAGGGAGAUUACAAACAUGCAAAGAUAAAUAUUACGACAGAUGAUCACUAUACAGAAAGUGAUUACACAGAUGGUUCUGAGCACACGGUUCCUACUUUGGACAAAUGGAAGAAACCUCGAAAGAAAUUUAUGGGGAAAUAUUUUUUUUCCGAGAUAGCUAAUAGUUUUUUACACCCUUGGAAUGGGUGGUGUCCCUCUACUGCACCUCAGUCGGGUGUAGUGAACCCUCGCCUUGACUGCUUGCAUUAUAGAAUAGCGGCGAAGAGAAAGGGGAGCGAAGGCUUCAUAAAACCGGAAAUUAUCGUCCGAUUUUAG
Plasmodium fragile is the source of this 570-nucleotide messenger RNA. RefSeq lists its product as uncharacterized. Lineage: Eukaryota; Apicomplexa; Aconoidasida; Haemosporida; Plasmodiidae. Bases 1 to 570 code for a protein of 189 amino acids. The record is from RefSeq and is a predicted model, not a curated record. The transcript is spliced from 2 exons.